GACUCGGCCCGUGGCGCUGCGGGAGAGGGUGCGGCGGGUCGCCGGGCCGCAGAUCCCAGUGCCGACCGGCUCCGCGCCAAGUCCGGCCCCCGGCUCCGGAGGCGGCCCGAGCUCCGGCCGGCUAUGAAGAGCGAACCUUCGGUCUCCGCAGCCCCCCUCAAGGGGAGCGGCGAGCCUCGGCGGGCGGCUGCGGCCCCGGCCCCGCCGCGGCUGCUGCUGGAGGAGGCGAGCGACCUGCUGGUGGUGCACCUGGACUUCGGCGCGGCGCUGGAGGCCUGCGAGCGGGCCCUGCGCGGCCUGCCCGGCGGCCCCGGGGCCCCGCGCAGCCCGCCCGGCGACCCUUCGGCGGCGGAGCCCGCGGGCGCCUCCAUCGAGGUAAAAUGCUCCCUGUGUGUUGUGGGAAUCCAGGCUCUGGCAGAAAUGGAUCGGUGGCGAGAGGUCCUCUCCUGGAUCCUUCAGUAUUACCAGGUUCCUGAUCUACCCCCUAAAGUCUUGGAACUGUGCAUUCUUUUAUACAGCAAAAUGCAAGAACCUGAAGUUAUGCUGGAUGUGGUCAGUGCCUGGCUCCAGGACUCGGACAACCAAGGUCUUCCAGAAUAUAGAGCUGUGGCUGAGCUGCACUUGCGGCGGGUGCUGCUGCCCCUGGGCCGAGUGUCUGAGGCUGAGGAAUUUGUGAUGGGCUUUAGAGCCUUGGGCGAGGAGCAGCUGCAAAAAUUUCUCCAGGCUGUACAUACCACAAGACAACAGCUCAAAGAGAAGCACUCAGGCGUCCUGGAGACCCAGAAGCUGAGCCAGGAAGGGUCAUUCUCCCACAAGCUCCUGUCACUGCUGACACUGCUUCGUCAGCUUUGGGACUCUGCAGUGAGCCGCCUCCUGUCUCUGCCCUUGAAGAAGAGCCUGUUGGCUGCCCUGAUUCUCUGUCUCUUGGUGGUGAGGUUUGACCCAGCUUCUCCUUCCUCCCUGCCCUUCCUCUACCAGCUGGCUCAGCUCUACCGCCGGAUCAGGAAGGCCACACUUGCUCACCUCCACCUGCUUUCCCUCCAUGAUUAAGCGGUCCUCCCUGGCUGUCUUGGCCUCCAAUUGUCCACCCCUCUGAAGCAGAAUAGGUGCGCUCAUGAUCUAGCCCCCUGAGAAUGUGUCUGGCCUGUGCUAGAAAGAGCAACAGAGCUGGGAGGCCUUCUGUGGCUCUUACCCCUCCUUUCUGCAUCUCACUGGCUGGCCUUGGGGUCAACAUGGGCAUAGCAGAACUUGAGCCCCAGCUAUCUGAAACAACACCUCUUACACCAGCAGAUAUUGGGAAAGGAAGGAGGGAUUUGGGAACUGGGAGUUUUUCCCAGAAAUAUUCCAUUUUUUUUCAAAGGCAAGUGUUGACUUUCAAGGUCAAGGUGUCUAGGGAACUGGAAAUUCAGAAAAAUCCUAGUGGAGUGACCUUUGGCCUUUCACUUCCCU
This is a messenger RNA of Perognathus longimembris pacificus (Pacific pocket mouse), 1449 nucleotides long. RefSeq names its product peroxisomal biogenesis factor 26 (gene Pex26). The record is from RefSeq and is a predicted model, not a curated record. The transcript is spliced from 5 exons. Bases 124 to 1050 code for a protein of 308 amino acids. Gene Ontology annotation, molecular function: ATPase binding; protein-containing complex binding. NCBI's taxonomy places the organism in Eukaryota, Metazoa, Chordata, Mammalia, Rodentia, Heteromyidae. Gene Ontology annotation, cellular component: peroxisomal membrane; peroxisome. Gene Ontology annotation, biological process: protein import into peroxisome membrane; protein import into peroxisome matrix.